Metarhizium album ARSEF 1941 is the source of this 1773-nucleotide messenger RNA. Its product is annotated as protein phosphatase 2C. The transcript is spliced from 3 exons. Gene Ontology annotation, molecular function: protein serine/threonine phosphatase activity. The record is from RefSeq and is a predicted model, not a curated record. Lineage: Eukaryota; Fungi; Ascomycota; Sordariomycetes; Hypocreales; Clavicipitaceae. The coding region runs from base 1 to 1773 and encodes 590 amino acids. Gene Ontology annotation, biological process: protein dephosphorylation.
AUGCACCGGGCAGCCCUGAGAGCGUUCCGGACGACAUUCACUUGCUCCAGUGCCGUCCGCAACCUCUCCCGUGCCUCACGAACAUCCCGCCGAGCCCUCUUCGCCGCCAGCCAAGCCGCUCAUCGCCAGCCCGCUGCUAAUGAGCCUCUGAGAUCCUCCAUGUACUUCCGCCGCUUGCCCGCCGCCUUAAUCUCCGGUAUUGUCGUUGGAUACGGCGCCUGGUACUCGUACAACUCGACAGGCAGCGUUCCCGGGAGCCCCUUCGUCGCGCGAAGCUUUACUUCCACCCAGGGCGCGAGCGAUGCCCUGCCGACCAGGACUGUUCUCGUUGUCGGCGCAGACGAGCUCCGACAAGGCACCAUUGUGGGGGAAGGGCCUAUCCUAAAGCCCACGGUCGACGGCCGUCGGAUUGUCGAGAUGUUGACCCCGGAGCAGGCUACCGAGAAGUUGAGGGCGCUGGAGCAGUCAUUCUCUGUGAGCAGGGGACGGGGUGUGACGAGGUACGAUCUCGUCCAGUUGCCGAGUAAUGAUCCUAUCGAGGACGACCAUGCCGAGAAGAUUGUCCAGGUUCCCAGCCGGUCUGCUGGUGUCGACGGAACGAGCAGCGACUGGAUGUUCUGGGGUGUCUUUGACGGUCAUUCCGGCUGGACAACGUCAGCAACUCUUCGCGAAAGUCUCAUCAACUACGUCGCCCGCGAACUCAACGAGACGUACAAAUCCUCCAAAAGCGGCCCCCCUACCAACGAAGCCAUCGACUCGGCCAUCAAAACGGGCUUCAACCGCCUCGACGACGAAAUCGUCCACAAGAGCGUAGAAAAGGUCUUCAAGGCCAGCUCCAAGGCCGUGGCCGCCGAGCUCCUCCAGCCCGCCCUCUCGGGCUCCUGCGCCCUCCUCUCCUUCUACGACAGCCGCAGCAACCUCCUACGCGUAGCCUGCACCGGCGACUCGCGCGCCGUCCUUGGCCGCCGCUCAGAGUCCGGCAAAUGGACCGCCACCGCACUCUCCGAGGACCAGACGGGUGGCAAUCCCGGCGAGGCCGCACGCAUCCGCAAGGAGCACCCCGGCGAGGACGGCGUCGUCCGCAACGGCCGCGUCCUCGGCGGCCUCGAGCCGACCCGGGCCUUUGGCGACGCCGUCUACAAGUGGUCCCGCGACGUGGCCGGCAAGCUGCGCACGUCCUUCUUCGGCCGCAGCCCCUCCGCCAUGCUCAAAACGCCGCCCUACGUCACCGCCGAGCCCGUCGUCACCACCACCAAAGUCAGCCCCGAAAAGGGCGACUUCCUUGUCCUCGCCACCGACGGCCUCUGGGAGAUGCUCACCAACGAAGAAGUCGUCGGCCUCGUGGGCCAAUGGAUAGAAAACCAGGCCGCCUCGUCAUCCGGCCCGUCGUCACGGUCCCAGUUCGAAGCGGCGUGGUCCAAGAUCUUUGGGUCGCAGAGCAAGCCGCUCCCCGUGGAGCAGUCCAAGACGGAAGGAAGCGACGGCCAGCGGGCGCCCAUCCGUCUCCAGCAGUGGGGCAUCAACCCCGACGCCAAAGACCGCUUCAUCGUCAAGGACAAAAACGUGGCUACGCACCUGGUCAGGAAUGCGUUGGGCGGCAACAACGACGAGCAGGUGAGGGCUCUGCUCACUCUUCCGUCUCCCUUUUCCAGAAGAUACCGGGACGACUUGACAGUCCAGGUGAUUUUCUUUGGAGACGGCCCCAAAACAGGCGAGGUUACGAUAAAUCUCGAUGCUACUGCCGAGACAGCCAAGCCCCGGCCCAAGCUGUAA